Messenger RNA from Durusdinium trenchii, 351 nucleotides. NCBI's taxonomy places the organism in Eukaryota, Dinophyceae, Suessiales, Symbiodiniaceae. The record is from the annotation of a GenBank genome assembly.
AUGGUUGGCCGAGAGCUGGAUGGAUUGGAGCAUACAACAAUGUAUGCUGCAGGCUUCCCGUGUCAACCGUUCUCACGGCUGCGGCGAUCCACGACCCAUUUUGAUGAGCCAGGGGGCGAGAUCCUGGAUGAGUGCUUGGAUGCCUUGAAGAGGGUGCGGCCUCUGGUGGGAGUUCUUGAGAACGUCUAUGGGCUGAUGGAUGUGUGGGACCAGGUUCGCGAGAAGAUCACCAAUGCUGGGAUCAGGAAGGCCUACUUCGUAUGCCAUAUCAAGAUGUGCCCUUCCAAGUUAGGCGAGCCGGUAACCCGCAGAAGGGUGUACAUGUUGUUUUUGAGAAAGAACCUUAGCUGA